Caenorhabditis briggsae is the source of this 381-nucleotide messenger RNA. NCBI's taxonomy places the organism in Eukaryota, Metazoa, Nematoda, Chromadorea, Rhabditida, Rhabditidae. Bases 1 to 381 code for a protein of 126 amino acids. The transcript has 3 exons. The record is from RefSeq and is a predicted model, not a curated record.
AUGGGUGGGUUUCUUUCUCAUUUGAAGCCCGAAAAAAACCAAGAAGUGCUGAAUGCCAGCUGUGGACCGAUUCGAGGAAAUAUCAAUAAACAUGGAGAGAAAAUUGUUGAUGGCUAUCUUGGAAUUCCCUACGCGAAACCUCCUGUCCGGUUCGAAAAGUCUGUGGCUGCUCAAAAAUGGACCGAACCUCUCGAUUGCUACAAGUACGGUCCUGGAUGUCCACAGUCUGGAAACUUCUCCGUCAUAUUUUUAGAAUAUUUUUCAGAUAUGUGUCAUGACUGGAUGACAUUCGACGAGGACAAAUGUUUGAACCUGAAUGUUUUUGCCCCGAGAUGGAAAUCUGAUGAGUUUGUAAGUUUGGGCUCUGAAGAAUCCUGUUAA